Molecule: messenger RNA, 894 nt
Organism: Miscanthus lutarioriparius
Lineage: Eukaryota; Viridiplantae; Streptophyta; Magnoliopsida; Poales; Poaceae
Source: the annotation of a GenBank genome assembly
AUGGUGCUCAGGAAUGCCUUCUCUACCUCUGCUGAGGAGCCUCCCGUGAGGAGACACAUGGCAUACUCCAUGACUGCGGCAUCACAAGGAAGCGUGAUCCGUUCAUUGCCCAUGAAGCCAAACUCCUCCUGGGACAUCCGCAGGAGCUCUGAGAAGACCAAUGUGGUAAGGUAUGCCAGUGGAACCUCAAACCGCUUCCCAUCUGAAGUGUACAUCACGCAGUGCCCCUUGACUGCCACAGAGGCGCAGCACUCAUCGGCUUCCUUUGCCACCCCCCAGGUAACCUACUACCAUCAAUUCAAAAAUGAGAUCUUUAAUGUGGUGCAUGAUCAAGUUAUUGUUGAAUUAAACAAUCGGUUUGCUGAAAGGUCUACCCGCUUAUUGAGAUGCAUUGCUUGUCUAGAUCCAAAGAAUUCCUUUGGAAAUUAUGAUCGUGAGAAACUAAUUGAACUUGCUGAGAUUUAUGAUGUUGAUUUCUCCCAAUAUGAUCAUGAUCAGCUUCAAGGCCAACUUGAUAAUUUCAUUAGUGAUGUGAGAGAUGAUCCUUCAUUCACAUCUUGUAUUGACCUUGGUAUUCUUGCUAUAAAGAUGGUUCAAACUUAUAGGCACAUAACCUUUGCAUUGGUUUAUCGCCUCAUUGUGUUGGCCUUGACUCUACUAAUUGCAACCGCCAAAGUAGAAAGGUUUUUCUCAGCUAUGAAGGUUGUCAAGACUGAGUCUCGGAAUAAAAUGGGGGAUGACUGGUUGAAUCAUAGGAUGAUAUGUUAUGUUGUGCAAGAGGUAUUUGCAACCAUUAAAAAUGAUGACAUCUUACAUCAUUUUCAAGAAUUGAAGAUCCAGAAGAAGUUACUUAAUCUACCUAGUACUUCUGGUAUGUUACAUUCAGCCAUUUAG